AUGUCGGAAGUAAACCCAGACACCGCAGCAGUACCCGUCACAAAUCCGGUAAAGACCCACGUCAAGGAUCCCAGGAGGGUGGAGGCGGGCGUAGGCUUGCUAAGAUCAGUAAGGAAGCGAAAGCAAGGAAGAAAGCACGGUUUGAAGCUAUUAAGGAAGAGCAGAACGUUCUGACCGAAGAAUCCGAAAAUGAAAGGUCAAUAGUCACCCUAGAUAUGGUAGGUCUGGUAGUAGGUAUCGCCGUAGGACUCGGAUCCCUCUAUGUUAUGUGCUGUAGUCGUCAGGAAAAGGACGAGAAGCCAGAGGAAAGUAGGAUUGUAGAGGAGCCGGAACCCGUUGUUAUCACACCAAAAGGUCCUGACUUGUUUGACUGA
This is a messenger RNA of Paramuricea clavata, 374 nucleotides long. Lineage: Eukaryota; Metazoa; Cnidaria; Anthozoa; Malacalcyonacea; Plexauridae. The record is from the annotation of a GenBank genome assembly.